Messenger RNA from Ogataea parapolymorpha DL-1, 2226 nucleotides. RefSeq names its product Flavin carrier protein 2. The record is from RefSeq and is a predicted model, not a curated record. The coding region runs from base 1 to 2226 and encodes 741 amino acids. Lineage: Eukaryota; Fungi; Ascomycota; Pichiomycetes; Pichiales; Pichiaceae. Gene Ontology annotation, biological process: transmembrane transport; fungal-type cell wall biogenesis. The transcript has a single exon.
AUGAAACUCACUCCUUACUUCACCUUCUCAAUAUGGUUUCUCAUCCAAGGCCUUAUAGUUGAGGCCGGAAACAAUGAUAUGAAAAAAAAGUACAUUAAAUCGUCAUCGUUGCUGACAUGUAUGGAAAAUUCAGAAUUCAGUUCCAGCUAUUUUGAUGUCACCUUUUAUCCUGACAACAGCACCGUUGUGAUUGACAUCGAUGGAAAUUCCCUUAUUAGUGGUUACGUUACCGCAGACUUGUCGCUUGUUGUUUACGGUUUGAACGUCUACUCUACCACGGUUGACUUAUGUUCUUUGGACUACGCAACACUGUGUCCGAUAUCCUCAGGAAGACUUAGUAUCAGUGGAUACAGUUACAAAAUUACAAGUGACAUGAUCAACAAGAUUCCGAGUAUUGCUUACACCAUUCCGGACUUGGACGCUUACGUCAAAGUUGUGGCGUACUCCACUAACGACACUUCCAAGGCCUCACCGUUGGCAUGUGUGAAGGCCGUUUUGAGUAACGGAAAAACCGUGCAAACCAGAUACGCCGGAUGGCCCAUAGCUAUCAUUUCUGGGUUUGGUCUGGUUGUGUCCUCAUUUGUUUCGAUUCUUGGACACUCCGCUACGGCUGCACACAUUGCUUCUAAUGCAGCUUCUUUAUUCAUUUACUUCCAAAACCUUGCUAUCAUGUCCAUGAUGGGUGUGGCUUUAGUGCCCCCUAUCGCUGCCUCUUGGGCUCAAAACUUCAUGUGGUCUUUGGGUAUCAUAAAAGUUAAAUUCAUGCAAAGCAUUAUCUUCUGGUAUGUGCAAGCAACUGGUGGAAGUGUUACAUCGAUUUUGCGCAGCAAAUCAGUUAUUUCGAUCUCUGUCCAGAAAAUGCUCAAACAACUCAAACUUGUCAAGCGACUGAGUGUUGAAAGCUCGGAUUCCAUGGCCGACGUCUUGGACGACUCUGACCUUUACACGACAGACGAAUCGGACGUGGGUUCCAAGACGCUGAUUUUGAGGGGAGUUCAAAGAGUGGCAUAUUUGUCAGGAAUUGAAAUAUCGAACUUCUUCAUGACUGGUGUGAUCUUUUUCCUUUUUGUUGGAUUCGUGUUACUUGUUCUUACAUCUCUGUUUAAGGGAGUUUGCGAACUCAUGGCAAGGACCGGCGUUAUCAAGGGCAACAAGCUGAUAGGUUUCAGAAAGAAUUACAGAUCAGUCAUCAAGGGAUGUCUGUACCGACUUUACAACAUCACGUUCCCAGCAUUGACAUUGCUGUGUAUUUGGGAGUUCACUAGAGUUGAUUCUGCUGGCUGCGUCGUUUUUGCUGUCGCAAUCUUAGCCAUAUCCUUGAUUUUGAUGGUAUAUGCAGCUGUUAUGAUAUUGAUAUCUGGCUCAAGAUCUACAAGAAAGUUCAAAAAUCCGGCGUAUUUGCUGUUCGGAGACGAAAAGAUUCUGCACAAAUUUGGAUUUUUGUACGCUCAGUACAAGGCUAACAAUUAUUACUGGGUUACCGUCCAUCUAGUUUAUCUGUUUGUGAGGGCUUUAUUCAUUGCGGUUUUACAGAACCAUGGGAAAGCCGUUGCUGUCAUCGUCUUUGCGAUGGAGCUUUUCUACUGCAUUGGCUUGAUAGUCAAGAGGCCAUUUAUGGACAAAAGAACCAAUAUUUUCAACAUUUUCAUUGCCGUGAUCAACGUGGUCAAUUCUAUUUUCUACCUGUUCUUUUCGAACAUUUUCAAACAACCGGCUGCCGUUUCCUCUGUCGCUGCUGUUGUUUAUUUCAUUUUGAAUGCUAUUUUCGCUGCAAUUCUUCUGAUUUUCACAAUUGUCACAUGCACAUUGGCUCUCAUUAGGAAGAAUCCAGAUACUAGGUAUGAGCCUAUCAAGGAUGACAGGCUUGCUUUCAUACCAAAUGAAAGAGGCGAAGGAGGCAAAGUCGAAUAUGAGUUGGCUGCCCUUGGAGCCACAGCCAUGAGAGGCCAUGAUAGAAACUCGUACCUUAUUGAGAACCAAUCAGGGAGCAACGCGGGGCUAGCACCAAGCCCAGAGCAGAAAAUGAGCGACAGCACCAGUGGUAGCAGCGUGAAUCCAUUUUCGAACGCAAAUGAAGACGAACAUAGCAGAAACUCUUUUAUAUUUAAAGCGGCCGCUAACAACUCUGCCCACUCCUCUAUGGCCCAAACGAAAAACGAAGGAGGCAACUUCAACAUGGAUGCUGGGCAAGGUUAUACCAACUAUCGCCGAAGGGAUCUUCUUUAG